This is a messenger RNA of Brassica napus (rape), 621 nucleotides long. RefSeq lists its product as uncharacterized. The transcript has a single exon. NCBI's taxonomy places the organism in Eukaryota, Viridiplantae, Streptophyta, Magnoliopsida, Brassicales, Brassicaceae. The record is from RefSeq and is a predicted model, not a curated record. The coding region runs from base 1 to 621 and encodes 206 amino acids.
AUGGUGAAGCGUGGCGCAAAACUGAAGAAUCAGAACUUCAACGAUGACGAUCAAGGUUCUGAGGUUCGUACGAGGUCGAUCACACCGAAUCGCGACGAACCUGAUGAAGUUUCCGCAAAACAUCAACAAUUUCGCAGCUCGGUGAUUCGCGAUGGAGUUAGUUCGACGCUGAUGCCGACGGAAUCGUAUGAUAGCACUCAUAGUCCCUUCUUCCUUCAUUCCGCCGAUCAUCCAUGUCUAUCUAUCGUCUCUCAUACUCUUGACGGAACGAAUUACAAUAGCUGGUCAAUUGCGAUGAAGAUUAGUCUCGAUGCGAAGAACAGAUUAGGUUUCAUAGACGUAUCUUUGGUUAGGCCAUCUAUUGAUGAUCGAUACUUCAAGAUCUGGAGUCAUUCUAAUAGCAUGGUGAAAUCGUGGCUUUUGAAUGUGGUUAAUAAGGAAAUCUAUGAUAGCAUUCUUUACUAUGAAGAUGCAGUAGAGAUGUGGGAUGAUUUGUUCCGGCGUUUCAAAGUCAAUAAUCUACCGCGGAAGUAUCAACUUGAACAGGCAGUGAUGACGCUCAAGCAAGGUGAUUCAGAUCUAUCUACAUACUUCACCAAGAAGAAGACGUUAUGGGAGUAA